GGUGGACCCGCGGGAGCUAACAGGAUGAGUCUUUCCACCAUAAUCAUGGGCGUAUGAUCAUGAACGGCGACAUUUCAUAGUUUAAAAGAAAUACUACAUGAUGGCUGGUAAUUAUUCCCCACUGGCGGGUCGAUCUUAUUAUGAAAGCUCAUCAAGGAAGUUGAGUCGAGAAGAACGAGAAAACUUGUACCAAGACAAAGACGUCAAGUUCACUGCAUUCUCACCUCGUCCAAUUCAGAAAUUAACACAGAAACGAAUGCCAAAAACUCUUGCAAGUAUCAAAAUGCACCAUAAGCUUCGUACCAGCAUUCCUGAUUCAACUCAUUUGGAUGCAUCAGAACCAUAUCAAGCAUGGAUAGAAGCUGGCCAGAGAGGGCCUCCUUUUCCACCAAGAUGGGAUGCUGAUUAUGACAGCAAUACAUGGAGAAACUUUCGUUUAACGAAAGAUAUUAAGUUAGACCCCUCAGGGAAAAACAUAACAGAGCUGAUCGCAUCAAUGUAUCCAAUAAAUGUGCCGCCACAUUCAGAGCUUGGGGAAAAUAAUUAUGCAAAGUUUCUGCGCGAAGUUCCAAUGAUCAGAGACAAGAAAAAAUGUACGAUUGCUAUCUCCAAAUCAGAGUUGAACCUGGAAGAGUUUCAGAAACUAAGAAUUCGAAGUGAGGUGCGCGUACCUCCACUCGAUGAUCAGGGGAAGAUCCGUCCACCAACCAAGUUCAAAAAAUAUGAACACCGAUAUUUAACAACACCGGAAACAACAACUGUUCAGCUACGACAUAUGACGCAGACAGAACGUGAUAUUGAAAGAAAUAUUUUAGGUACCAGACAAAAGCUGCAUUAUCCCCGUAUUUGGAAACUUAGUUAUCAUCAAAAUAAUCCAGAAUAUGAUAAAGUAAAGAAAGAGUUAGAGGAAAGGAGACAUGGAACAAAAAAGCAAAAAUCACAAAUCAUUUUUUAUCAACCUGUAAGAUAAUUAGGUGUGUAGCCAAAAUGAGUUACGGUAGGUGGAGUGGGGAUGGGGCACUCAGAACUGCCCGUCCUUUUUUCCACGGAUACUCAAGAUAUUCAAUACAAAAAGAAAGAAGCUUCUAGAACAUAUUAUGCUGCCUGGUCUUCAAGCAGCAUGUAUUCUAAUUUUGUGAGACAUCUGACAAAAUGUCAUGAAGACCACCACCCUUUAAUUCAUAUAGAGUUUAAAAGAGACAAUGUUUUUAUUUUUCAGUAAAAUCAUGUACGUAAUUGUUUUUAUCAAAUGCAUUCUCGAACAAAAUUAUUUAAACUGUCUCGCAUUGCAUCUUCAACUCAUUGAAGAUUGGGUCUUAUUUAAUUGACUGGACACCAACAAACCGAACAAAUUCUAUAAUCACAAACCUUCAUUUACAUAAAUAAUUAACAUUUCUGGUUAGUCUAAAAAAACAACUGUUUUCCAUGCUAAAAGGGAAGUUAUGAAGCUUUUGUCUGGAUUCAAUAUAAAUUUCAAUAUUAAAGAAGGAACUGAUAAAACUGUGUCUGUACACCAAUAUACUUUUACAAAGAAAUUUAGAACAAUCAUUCGCUUUUGAAUAUUUUUUUUGUUUUGUUUUUAAUGUUUCAUUUCAUAACAAUUUUUAUAACCAAUAUUUUGUAAAAUACUAAUAUUUUGUUUGAAAAGUAUUUAUUUACAUUUAAGCGCCACAGCACAAAUGUUCGAAUUUCAUAACAAAUAGUAUAUUUUAUAAUAAUAUAUUGUAUAGGACGCAUAUCGAACACGAGAUGAGAUGCUUGUGUUGCAAUGUAAUUUUAUAUUUUCAAGCAAUUAUUCUCCAACCAUAUAGUACACCAUGGAGUACUUACACACUGCUAGAAUCAUUCAGACUAUCAUUGUCAAUUUCAUAUGCAAAUGACAUCAUUUAGCUGUUACCAUGCCAGUGUAAACGUCACACACAUGAAUUUGAACUAUGACCUUUGUAUCAGGCAUUGGUCUCAGAUAAUUGAUGGCAUGUCUUUGUACAAUUAUGCUAUAUAACAAUAGCAGUACGGUAGGUUCUUUUUUUUUAAAUCAAUUCAAACAUUUUAUUUACUUGAAAUAUUUGUUUAGCUAUUCCAUUAAUUUGCGUGACACAAUCUAGUUUUAACAAAAAUGUCUUUUUUUUUGAAAAAAAAUAUGUGUUUAAUUUUAUGCCAAGUAUCUGCAGGCUCUAAAAACUUGGCUUUCUGCCAAGAUUUAGGUAAUUUAUUACUGUGAUCUCACUAGAAAUAGACCUCAAACUUACAAAAGAAAAUAAAUAAAACUUUAGA
Messenger RNA from Saccoglossus kowalevskii, 2274 nucleotides. RefSeq names its product testis-expressed protein 52-like. Lineage: Eukaryota; Metazoa; Hemichordata; Enteropneusta; Harrimaniidae. The record is from RefSeq and is a predicted model, not a curated record.